Messenger RNA from Octopus sinensis (East Asian common octopus), 1944 nucleotides. Its product is annotated as protein ARV1-like. NCBI's taxonomy places the organism in Eukaryota, Metazoa, Mollusca, Cephalopoda, Octopoda, Octopodidae. The transcript has a single exon. Gene Ontology annotation, biological process: sterol metabolic process; regulation of plasma membrane sterol distribution; intracellular sterol transport. The record is from RefSeq and is a predicted model, not a curated record. Gene Ontology annotation, cellular component: cortical endoplasmic reticulum; Golgi apparatus. Bases 702 to 1445 code for a protein of 247 amino acids.
GUGUAAUUUGAGAGAGAGAGGAAGAUUUGACUUCUAUUUCUAGCGGAUAGAGUGUCCACGUAGUUGUCUCAAAUGUUGUACGAAAGAGUGAUAAUGUAAGGGAAGCAAUUCCUGAUUGCCGUUUUAUAAGUUGAGCAACGGUCCAUGGUUCUGUUGAUUUGCGUCUGAUGUCGUGUCGUUGACGACGACGACUUGAGCUGUAAUUAAGUGUUGUGGCUUAUUGAGACAGGAAAUUAUGAGAGCGACAUAAACUUGAGUCGUAUUGUCUUGUGUCUGAGUGGCUCAAAUGAUAUUUUUUUUCCCAAAUGAAGAUGAGUUUACUCCCACAAAACCGCGGUUUUUGCUCAGAUGUUGUCAGCAUCACCCUCCUAACUAACGUUUCGUUCGUUUCUUUCGAAGGCGUCUGAUCCUCCUCUCCAUCCCGUCGGUUCAGGCAGAAAUACUACCAAAUUCACCCGGUUGAAAUGUCCUUUGAAUAGACUGACAGUUGAACUAAUAACAUAAACAUUAAAUAUUUAGCAAUGUUGCUUUUUAAAAUUAGUUAUUUAGGAUUUAUAUGAAACCUGGAAAAAACAAAAAAUCUUGGUUCAAGAGUAAUUUUUGAUCGCCUAAUUAUUGAUCACAUCUCGCAACCAUUAGGAGUCACACCUCUUGGAGUCAAGGGUUCUUGAAAUAUUUUGCUUCCUCGUAAAAUAUUGAAAAUGUCGAAUAAUAAUAACUAUCGAUGCAUAAAUUGUGGUACAAGAGUCAAAGAUUUGUUCCAUAAACUGUCUUCGGGGCUUCUGACAUGUGUUUGUAGCAACUGCAACGAAGUGGUAGAUAAAUACAUUGAACACGAUUCUGUUUUAAUAUUUUUGGAUGCUCUUCUUCUUAAGACACAAGCUUUUCGCCAUAUCUUGCACAAUCGUAGUCGGAAAACAGUGUGGAAAAUAACAUUGACAUUUUUGCUUAUUGAAACACUUGCCAGGGUGAUCAAUUCAUCGAAAGUGAUUUCGAAAUGGAACAAUCCUGAUGCAGAAUUUUAUACAAUUUUGGUAACAGAAUUUUUGUAUAUGUUUGUAGAAGUUGCUUUAGAACAAAUUACUGGGGUUUUGGUUAUUGUCUGUCUUUCUAAGAUGUAUAGUGAUUUAAUGAAAAUACCUCAUCCCGGAAUGAAACCACUUCUAACAGGACUAUUUUUCUCCUACUUUCUUUGUAAUGUAUUUAUUCCACUGGUUAGUUUAUGGGGUGGAAAUUACAGAAGCUGGUGUUGUGCUUUGAUCCAACUAUUUAUUCACUUAUCAAAAAUUCAAGUACUCAGGGUGAUUUGUAAUUAUGGUUACUUUACAGCCACUGUCAUAACAUUGAUGGGCUACGGGAGCCAAUUAUUGCUGUUUUAUUGUAGAACCGGAGAACUAUUCCGUUAUUAUAUACACAACAUUUGGCAAUUGUGCUGUUAUUAUUGAAAAUAUUUACAACCCAUGUCAGAAACUGUCUGUACUAUUUUGUGACACCCUGUUGGUGUUAAGGUUCAACUUGCAGAGUUUUGGUGCAGCCCCUUCUAUACUGCUGAGUGGAAUGUAUUUGAAAGUUUGUCUGACGUGUCUAAUAGAGUUCUGCAAAAAUCAAAAGAAUUAUUUGAAAUAAUUAAUUUACUUCAGGGCGAUUAGUCUCAUCACCUUUUGUUUUUCUACUUUCCAAUAUGGGAGAACAAUUACGGUUUUUGUUUGGAAUUUCUGAGAAUGUGGACAAUGUUGAUUCAUUUUAAAUUGCAAUAACCGUAUUUGGAAUCUUGAUUUCAAUGUUUUUAAACAAGUUAUUUUCAAGUGUUUACUCAUUGACUACAGAAAAAUUUUAUUUUUUAUACAUCUUUUUGCAUUGUUGAAAAUAAUAUUGUUUCAAAGUUUGGCACAAAACCACCUACUGAAUAUGAUAUGAAAUCAAAUAAAAUACAUUUUCUUGCCA